Molecule: messenger RNA, 1801 nt
Organism: Aspergillus fijiensis CBS 313.89
Lineage: Eukaryota; Fungi; Ascomycota; Eurotiomycetes; Eurotiales; Aspergillaceae
Product: phosphotransferase family protein
Exons: 2
Coding region: 431-1801 (456 amino acids)
Source: RefSeq, a predicted model, not a curated record
CGAUUUUUGGGCAUUUCUUGAGCGUUGCACAGAUGAGUGUUCAUACUCAGGGACGCUAGCUGAACCAAGGGGUAGGUGGACGAUUAGCGCGUGGCCUUCAUUUAGUACGUGGCUGAAGCAGCCAUUUGGUCUAGGAGUACAGUACAUUCGAAACUGUACAUGUUUAGCCAUCGGGGAUGUCACAUCUAUCUGCUCUUCCUUCCCUUCAUCUGCGCUACAGCCACUAGUUCAAUUCACUAAACUCGAUCUCCGCCAGGAUGUGUUAGCAUACCCCUCUUAUUGAUAUUUGGGCUUCGAAGUAUCCCUGCAUCGCAACGAGCACUCGGUAUAUGACACGUCAAUAAGGAGUGAACCUAUAUCACCCAUCAACCCAAUUCCAUCUCCACUUCUCCUCUCCAUAACCUCGAAUCCAAACCCCUCCCCACGAAAGAUGCAACCCCGCAUGCGCUUCGACGAUGCAGCCUGGGAAGCAAGCGAAACCGACUCCGACAGCUGGGUGGCCGGCCUAUUCCAACCCGACACCCUCCGGGCCAUCGGCGACUUCGUGAUCAAACACCGACGAGGCGUCCCAAUUGAACUGUGUCAGCCCCGAGCGGGGACAUUUAAUGUGUCAUUUCGGAUGAAGUUUGAAGGACGGUUCCCGGAGGAAAACGUGAAGCAUGAAGUCGCGACGAUGCGGUACAUCCAAGAGCAUACUUCGAUCCCGGUACCUUUUAUUUUACACUGGGGCACAGGGGAAGAGAGCCCGCUUGGUCUCGGCCCGUUCAUUCUGAUGGAGUACAUCGAGCAUGCUAUGGAUCUGGGCGAGGCGUUGAACACGCCCACUCUCGGGGUUGACGAUCGCCCGGUUCUUGAUCCGGCAGUUGAUAUUGGAAAGCUAGAGAUGUUGUACGGACAGCUCGCAGACAUAUUGCUGCAACUGUCGCGGUGCUCACUACCCCGGAUUGGGUCUCUAAUGCUGGUAGAUGACUUCACCUGGGAACCCAAGCACCGGCCUUUAUCGAUGGCCAUGAUUGAGCUCGUCCGCUUAGGGACUCUUCCUCGCUCAAAACUGCCAGCCACCACCUUCGAGACGGCGUCCGACUAUUUCCAGGCCCUCGUUAACCUGCACUGCGAGCAUCUGUACCACCAACGCAACGACACAGUAGACUCUGCAGAUGACUGUCGGCGUAGGUUCGUCGCCCGCCGGCUAUUCUCCAGACUCGCCGGUGAGCGGGGGCGGCUGGCCUCCUCAAGAACCGACCACGGACCGUUCACGCUCUGGUGUGACGACCUUCGGCCCUCGAACAUCCUGCUCAACGAGCGCGGGCAGAUCGUCGGUGUCGUUGACCGGGAGUUCACCUAUGCGGCGCCGGUUCAGUUCUCUCAGGCACCGCCUUGGUGGUUGCUGCUCGAACAGCCGGAGUACUGGUCUGAUGGGGUAGAGGCGUGGGAAAGGAUAUUUGAAAGUCGUCUAAAAACAUUUCUCAAGGUUCUGGUGGAGCGCGAAGAGACAGCCCUGCGGGCAGGCAGGUUGAACCCGGAGCAAAGGCUUUCGGGUCCCAUGCGACGGAGCUGGGAGAAUGGUGAUUUUUGGGUCGCGUAUGCUGCGAGGAAGAGCUUUGCUUUUGAUAUGGUUUUCUGGGAGAGGCUUGAUUCCAGGUUCUUUGGUCCUUGUGCGGUUGCUGUCGAAGAUCGCUGGAAGGAGAGGUUGGCGUUGUUGACUGAGCAAGAGAGACUGUGUAUGGAACGGGUUGUGAGUCGGAAGGUUGAGCAGAUGAAGACAAGGGAGCUGGCUUGGGAGCCGGAUGAGAUGCCUUAA